Molecule: messenger RNA, 627 nt
Organism: Parathielavia appendiculata
Lineage: Eukaryota; Fungi; Ascomycota; Sordariomycetes; Sordariales; Chaetomiaceae
Exons: 2
Coding region: 37-627 (196 amino acids)
Source: RefSeq, a predicted model, not a curated record
GAUGUAGGAGAGACGGUCAGGGACGUUCCGCCUUGCAUGGGCACUGUCACAUCUUCUGACCGAUUCAAUGACAACCAGGCGUUCUUGAGGCUGAGUUUCGAAUCAGGCCCGACUCAGCUCUAUCCGCCCCGACCCAACGCCGACUUUGACCUUCACCCUCGUCAAAGACUUUUCCGACCAGAGACCAGCACCAUGCCCAGGCAGCCCAACUUGUACCGUCGCCUUAGCGAAAGGCGCGACGAGAUCCGCCUGCUUGGCCUCCUUCCGGAAUCUCGUGCAACCGGCAUCCCCCACUGCACGCACUCGACGCACUCUGUGCGAGACCUGACGGCCGAGUACCUCGCCUUACUUUCGGGGGCGGCGCAGUCCUCCCAGACAGCAACCACCACGAAUGGCAGCAGCAGCAGUAGUAGCCUCAGCAAGCGCUCCAGCACCUCACGCUGGAUCAACAGCCGCCUUCCGCCGCACCUCGCCAGCCUCGAGCCCAUCAGCCGGCGCCACUUAACCAGCCCGCCCAGGUACCAGCACCGCUUCACCUGGGGCGACUACGCCGGCAGUCGUUCUGGCUGUGGGUCGACGCCGUAUGCAUCAGCCAAGACGACCUCGACGAGCGUGCGCGCCAGCUGA